Musca domestica (house fly) is the source of this 5003-nucleotide messenger RNA. RefSeq lists its product as uncharacterized. Gene Ontology annotation, molecular function: protein binding. Bases 1122 to 4205 code for a protein of 1027 amino acids. The transcript has 3 exons. The record is from RefSeq and is a predicted model, not a curated record. Lineage: Eukaryota; Metazoa; Arthropoda; Insecta; Diptera; Muscidae.
AGGUAUGUUGGAUGAAAAAAAUCAUAUAUUUGCAAGAAGAAUACAACCAAUGCAAAUGCUGAUUUAAAAUAAAUAUUUCACAGAAUACAAAGUCAACCCUGACUGCCGAAAAAAAAAACUAACCACAAGAAACCAACUGAAAAAAUAACCUCCGACGAACAGCUGGUAACCAAACGACACUAAUGGCCUUAAUGAUUAGAUGAGAAUGUAAGCGAAAAGAAGAAAAAAAUGAAGAAGGAAACCCAAAAAACCCAAGAUUGAAUAGAAUAAUACCCGGAUGUACAGGAAAUAUAAGAAACAAGAGAGGAAGCAGCAAGCAAGCAAACAAGAACGAAAACAGCAGCAGCCACAACAAAAAGAACAGCGAUAAGAAUACAAGUGAAACAAGUGAUGUUCAUAAAAAAAGAAAAAAAAAAAAAAACAGAUUCAGGGGAUUCAAACUAGCGGCAAACUAAUAGAAAAUAUGCUGACGUCAGCCACGCAAUAAACUAACAAAGUCACCAAAAAAACUGUCCCAAACCCAAAUGGGAAAGAGUUCAUAAAAAAGAUAUUUGUGGGAGGGUAGAAAGAAAGUAAAAAAGGAAAACUAAACGAAAUCUGGAAGGCGAUAACCAAGAAAGAGAAAAAACCCCAAAUUCCAACAACCAUCAGUUCCUGUGUAGGAAAACACCAAAAAAACUUGGGGUCCUUAAAUAGUUGUAUUUUUUUUUUUUUUUUGUUUUCUUGAAAAACAAGAUAAGGACUAUAUGGCCCAGUUAUUUCGCAGACUUGGUUGACAUGUUAAAAAAAAUUGAAACACAGACUAAAGGAAUUUUCGUUUGUUUGAAUGUCAUUCCAAGGAUUUAAGUCAUUAGUCUAAAAGGCUUAUGUGGCAUUGAGAAGGCUCUAAUCUUGAAAUACAAAAUCCUGGUCCUACAUGGCAUUUGGGCUUAAUGAACACUUAUCUCCGAGAAAACAACAAGAAUAUCGCUCGCAUUGGCCCCGCCCCCAAUAAAUGACAAUUUUUGCCAGGCUGCUGCAAGGAAGACAACAAAAUGUUUUCUUUUUGACAUAAAAUACGUAUGAAAUUAACGACAACAACAACAACAACAACAAAAUACUCUACUAACAAUAUUUUUUAAAUGACUACAACAACAACACCAAAAAUCACCACAAUGUUUAGACGACAUCCUACAAAAACGAAAUUUGCAUCCAUAUUUGGUAUUUAUUUGGUCGUCCUAUGGUCGCUAAUGGCAGACCCCAUCUUCGCGUGUCCUCCCGACGUAUGUAUGUGUAAAUGGAAGGGUGGCAAACAGACGGUGGAAUGUGGUGGCCAAUCACUACCCAAUAUACCCGAAGGUAUGGAUCCCGGUACUCAGGUCUUGAACUUUUCCGGCAAUGCCCUACAGGUCUUGCAAAGUGAACGUUUUCUGCGCAUGGACCUGUUAAAUUUGCAGAAAAUUUAUUUGUCACGCAAUCAACUGAUACGAAUACAUGAAAAAGCUUUCCGGGGCCUUACAAAUCUUGUGGAAUUGGAUCUGUCGGAGAAUUCGUUACAACACAUCCCCACAGAAACUUUUCAGGACUAUAGCUCGCUGAUGCGCCUCUCGUUGAGUGGAAACCCCAUAAGGGAACUUAAGACGGCCGCCUUUCGUUAUUUGUCUUUUCUCACGACAUUGGAGUUGAGCAACUGUCAAAUAGAACGCAUCGAAAAUGAGGCAUUUGUGGGCAUGGACAAUCUGGAAUGGUUGCGUUUGGAUGGCAAUCGCAUUAGCUAUAUCCAGGGUAAUCAUAUUUUACCCAAAUCCCUGCAUGGCAUCAGCUUGCAAAGCAAUCGCUGGACCUGUGAUUGUCGUCUGUUGGAUCUACACAAUUGGUUGAAUAGCUACAACACACCUCAGACGGAGGAGCCCAAAUGUGUGGAGCCUCUACGCCUCAAGGGUCAGGUCAUUAAGUCACUGAAGAAAGAAGAAUUUGCCUGUCUGCCGGAGGUAACUCCCCAAUCCACCUAUACCGAGGUGUCCGAGGGACGCAAUCUCACCAUUGCCUGCGUUGUGCGAGCCAUACCCGAACCCAAGGUGUUGUGGCUUUUCAAUGGCCAGGUCAUGACCAAUGACAGUUUCGUCGAUAACAUGCACAUGCUGUACUACAUCGAUGAAACCUCCACCACGUCGGAGGAGAAACACAGUGAAAUUUUCAUUUACAAUGUGGGCGUUGAGGACAAUGGCACCUUCUCGUGUGUGGGUCAAAACAUUGCCGGCACUACCUUUAGCAACUACACCAUACGUGUCAUUAUCAAGGAGCCGCCCGUCGUUAACGAGGUAUCCUUUCCCCAGAACUACAUGAACUACAUUGUGGCCAGCUCGGCGGGCGGAGGCAUUAUUUUCGUACUCAUCAUGGCCUUUAUCAUUGUCCAGUGCAAGAAACGCCAGAAUCCCGUGAAACGUAAGAAAUGUCCCUCGUCGGCUGUGACAACUGUCAAUGGCAAUGGCAACACCUCCUCCUCGGAUGGGUCGUCCAGCAACGAUACCGGCCUCAUGAAAUGCUCAUCCAUCAUCAAUGACAGCGAUAGUCUGAAUGGUAAUUCCGGCUUAAUAUUGGGACAAUGUGACAGCCUAACACCCACCAAAUUGGCCAAGGAGAAUGGUGUCAUUCUCGGCCAGCAAAUGAAACAGAACAUUAUGCUCUAUAAUCCCAUGGACAGCUCAACGCAAACGCUGCAGUUGAGUGUCAACAUGGCAGCCGCUGCCUCGGCCGCCCUCUCAUCGGCCACACCGCCGCCGCCACCGCCCAGCUCGUUGAUGGUUAAUCCGGCCUUAAGCUCCAGCCUGGCCUACUGUUCGCCACCCUCAUCGCUGCGCAACUACACCGAAAAGAAUCCCGAUUUGGUCAAUGAUGCCGAAAGUGGCGUCAAGCACAAACUGAAGGCAUCCGCCUCACUGGACACUGCCGGCUCGGAGUAUGACAGUCAAAGUGAUUGUCAAAAUCCGGUGCAAUAUGAACAAUAUUAUCAACUGUCAGCUCCGCAGUUUGGCUCCCAAAUACUAAGGCCCAAUGCUGCAGCGGCCAUGGCCGCCUCCUCUCGCUUUGGUGGCCUUACCACUCUGCCCCGGGGCAUGCAGCUGAAGACAGUCAUGAAUUCCAUACCCACACAUCCUGUCGAUGUGCAUCUGAACCCGGUGUGCUUUUUGGGCCAGGAUGGCUUUGCCUACGACUACAGCAAUGCCCAUUUGCAGCAAUCACCACAACAACCACCGGCCCAUCAUCAUCUAAUGCAACAACAGGCUGCAGCAGCGGCCAACAACCAGCAGCAGCAACAGCAAAAUGCCUUGCAUCAACAGCAGCAGCAACAACAGCAGAAUUUCUACCGCACACUACCACACAAGCACAAACAACAACAAUUUGCCAAUGCCAACAACAAUGGUAUGCGCUACAGCCUAGAGGCCGAGUUCUUGCAGCAACGCUCCAUGACUCCCAAUACCUAUGACAAAUAUAAUUUGCCCAGUGUGCGUUUUACGGCCGAAGGAUAUCCGCAGACUCAUCUAGUGCAAUAUCCCUCACCACCGGAAGGCUAUAAGAGCUGCAACAAUGGGUCAGAGCAAAACUCUGCACAGCAGCAGCAACAACAACAGCAUCAACAGUGGCCUCCUUGCCUGCCCGGCUAUCAUGCCCAACCGCUGCACUAUGCCCCCACAAUUAUGGGCAUGCUGAGUCCCCAGCAACAACAACAACAACACCAGCAACAACCACUUACCUCUUUAAACUCUACAGUUUCACAGCUGAAUAGUAACACCGCCACCUCCAUCUCCUCCUCCACCCCCUCCUCCUUAGCCACAUCGUCGUUAGUGAAUGCUAAUACCUCUAUACAAUCACCAGCAGCCUCUUCAUCAUCCUCCUCGUCGGCCUCCUCCAACUCUUGCUCCUCGGCGUCGUCGUCAUCGUCCUCCUCAUCAUCCGCGACCAUUACCAAUACCUGUCCAGCCACCACAACAAUGGAGGGACGCAAACGUUGCGUUGCCGCCCAGGCGGAUUCUUCAACCAUACCCGAAUGUGACGAAAGUGAAAUUUCACCCUCAAACUCCUCCAUGACGGUGGGUGGAGAGCCGGCGACAACAACGGCCACAGAAAAGGCUACAACGAAAAAACGUUACCUCAACGGUCCACUGGCCGAUAGUCCCGACGAGGGCUAUGUCGGUGAUCCACGCGAUACCACAACCGAUAUGUGACAACUUCAAAAGCAACAACGUAUGGUUAAGAACCCGGUCGCCGCAUCCCCUGCAACAGCGACAGCAUCAUCAUCAACAUCGCUGUCAACAACACUCUCAACCACCUGUAGUAGUUUGUCGAAUAUCACCAACACCGCCGCCACCAACACCACCUUACCUGCCUCUAAAUUGAAUGUGUCCACAACGUCGAUGAUGUUGGGCGCCACAGCAAACAGUAAACCGCAUCCAACAGCAGCAGCAUCAUCAUCUUUAUCGUCGAAGAGCAUCACAGCAACUCUCACCGAUGAUACGGUAGCUUUGUAAGAAAAAAAAAAAAAAAAAAAAAAAAAAAAACACACUCUCAUACACGUAUAAGUUGAAUAGUUUAUUAAAUACCUUACAAUGCGUGGGGCAAGCUGCAAUAGUUUUUGAGAUAGUUUAAUAUUUGAGGGUUUAUUUUGUUUUCUUAAGUUAAACUAUAUAUUUUUGAAAGUUAGUAUUUGAAUAUUUAAGGGAUCGUUUUUAAAUUCACCAAACUUUAAUAAUUUAAAAAAUAAUCAACAUUUGAAGUAUAUUUCCAAUAGCUUGAUAAUGGCCAUGAUGAUAGAGUAGGGAUAGAUCAAACACUUUUAGAGAGGAUUGAAAAAAUAAUAUGACUGGAAAAUUCCGAAAAGUCUCUGCGAACAUUGUAUAUUGCAAUUCCCAUAAUUUUACUUAAGCCAACAAGCAGUCAAAUAGCAUCGUUAACCGAUUUUCUGAGGAUGAAUAUCCUUGAAAGGUCUUUAUGAGUAUUGGAAGAAUUCUGAAAUUUUUAUUAAU